This is a messenger RNA of Bipolaris zeicola 26-R-13, 1290 nucleotides long. RefSeq names its product lytic polysaccharide monooxygenase. The record is from RefSeq and is a predicted model, not a curated record. NCBI's taxonomy places the organism in Eukaryota, Fungi, Ascomycota, Dothideomycetes, Pleosporales, Pleosporaceae. Bases 1 to 1290 code for a protein of 429 amino acids. The transcript has 2 exons.
AUGUCUAUCCGAUCAACCAUCGUGGCUGCGGCCGCAUUUUUCGCCACUGCCAGCUCCCACAUCAUCAUGGAGCAGCCUGUCCCAUACAGUGUUGACAAAAUUGACAACAGCCCCAUCACCCAAUCCCAAUUCCCUUGCAAGUCCCAAAAUGGCUUCACCGUCUCUCAGAUGAACAAGAUGGCUGUUGGAGAGCAACAGACUAUCAAGUUCAAGGGCACAGCAGUUCAUGGUGGUGGUUCCUGCCAGCUCAGUGUCACCAUGGACACCGAGCCCACUGCAAACUCCAAGUUCAAGGUCAUCAAGUCCAUCGAGGGUGGAUGCCCCGGUGUUGACGGCCAGACCAGCGAGUACACUUAUGAACUUCCCAAGAGCAUCCCCAACGGCAAGGCCACCUUUGCCUGGACUUGGUUCUCUAAGAUGUCUGGAGCCCCUGAGCUCUACAUGAACUGUGCUCCUAUUGAAGUCACUGGUGGUGCCAGCGACGACUCUGCUUUCAACGAGCUCCCAGAUAUGUUUGUUGCCAACAUCAACGAGGGCUGCACUUCUCCCCAGAACUUUGCUACCAAGUUCCCUAACCCCGGUGACAACGUGCAGAAGGGUAGCACCAACGACUUGAAGGAUCCUACUGGCAGCUGCGGUGCUACUGGUUCUACUCCGGCUGAGCCGUCUUCCCCUGCUGGUGGCGAGCCUUCCCCUGCUCCCACAUCUCCCGCUGGUGGCGCUCCCUCUGCUCCCUCUCCUCCUGCCGCCGGCCAGCCUUCUGUCGCUCCUACUUCUGCAGUUGGAGGCCAGCCCACCGUUGCCCCAACUCCCCCAGCUGGCGGCGCCCCAUCUCCCCCAUCUGGCAGCAAGCCCUCCGCCGCACCCCUUCCUCCCAAUGGCGGCGGUGUCUUCGCUCCUGGUGCCUCCAGCGGCUCUCCCGCCGGUCCUACCGCCCCAAUCCGCCCCUCAACCUCCACCACCCUCGUCACCGUCACCGCCACCCCUACUCCUCCCGUCCGCCCUACCCCUCCCGCGGGCACCGGCUCUCCUGCUACCCCCACCACUCCUUCUACUCCCGGCGGUGGUUCAGGCGCUCCUUCCACUCCUGGUGGCGGUUCAUCCACCUGCUCCGAAAACGGUGCGAUCGUGUGCAACGGCGCUACUCAGUUUGGUAUCUGCAACAACGGCAAGCUUGUCUGGCAGGAGGUUGCCGCUGGCACUACUUGUGCCAACGGUAGCAUCACUAAGAGGGGCUACAAUGGACGUAUUGUCCGCUCGCACUUGAUGAGCCGUCGGACUAUUGAUUGA